Messenger RNA from Echinops telfairi (small Madagascar hedgehog), 2062 nucleotides. RefSeq names its product spermatogenesis and centriole associated 1 (gene SPATC1). Bases 42 to 1889 code for a protein of 615 amino acids. The transcript is spliced from 5 exons. Lineage: Eukaryota; Metazoa; Chordata; Mammalia; Afrosoricida; Tenrecidae. The record is from RefSeq and is a predicted model, not a curated record.
AGAGACACACACUUGGGCAAAGCCUGGGACGGCGUGACAGGAUGGCAGGUAUCUUUCUGCCCACAUCCCCAACAGCAGCCAACCAGUCAGAUGCAGGCAUGGUGACCUUGCCACUGGCCGACAUGCUGAGCAGCUCGCAGCCCGGCCCUCCAGCCACCUCCAUCAUGAACUCGGUGGCCGGCCAGCUCAACGCACUGCUGUCUGCCUCCAUGCCUGUGCCGCAGGCGGCUCAGCUCAGCAGCCUCUCGCCUGGCCCCAUGGCAGUGCCUCCCACUAGCACGCUGGCCAGCUCCCUGGGCCUAGCUUCUACCGGCCAUGUGACCACCACCAUGGCAGGGCCCCCAUCAGGCACGCUGACCACCUCCCUCGGCCUGCCUUCCACCGGCCCCCUGACUCCAAGUGGCCCCAUGGCGGUGCCCCCAAUGGGCACACUGACCACCUCCCUCAGCCUGCCUUCCACCGGCCCCCUAACUCCAAGUGGCCCCAUAACAGUGCCCCCAAUGGGCACGAUGACCACCUCCUUUGGCCUACCUUCCAGUGGCCCCAUGACCCCAAGCGGCCCCAUGGCUAUGCCCACAGCAGGCACGCUGACCACCUCCCUCGGCCUACCUUCUAGUGGCCCCCUGACUCCAAACAGCCCCAUGGUGGUGCCCCCAAUGGGCACACUGACCACCUCCCUCAGCCUGCCUUCCAGUGGCCCCCUGGCCCCAAGCAGCCCCCCCACGGCGGCGCCUCCAGCAGGCACGGUGACCACCUCCUUUGGGCUGACUUCAUCCAACCCCCUCACCCCAAGCAGCCCCCUGCUUGCCUCCACAAUGGCCCCAGUGGCUGUACCUCAGAGCCUGCUGGCCAGCCCCUUGGGCAACACGGUGACCUCGGAGUCCACAAGGGUGCGGCUGUCUGAGACCAUGCGGAGAUGUUCUUCUGGAUCCCAGGCCACAGGCACUCACGGCAAAGAGAACAUGAGGUCGUCCCAGGACUCGGCGGAGCCCCUCAGCGUGACCUUUGUGGGGCCACCAUUGCUCUCGUCCACCCCCACCAGCCCAGCGGCCUUCUAUGGCGCCUCUAAUGUGCGAACCCAGCCCAGUGCCCCCCAGGGGCAGGUGGUCGUCUGCACUGGCUCCAUAGUCUCUUGUGCCAGCUCCUCCGCCCCAGAUCCCAGGGAUUCUAUCCCCAACCCGCAAGCUGCUGCCUCCAACGGCGCUUCCCCUAGCGAGACGAACGUCGCCCACGGUGCCACCCGCUCGCCCAGCCGGCCCCGGGCCCCUUCCCACUCCCCGACUCGCAUGUCGUCCUUGCCGGCUUCGGUCAACGAUGCACGAGGGGCGCGCGCCUCGGAAACAUCGCGGAAGAGCGUCCUGGAGCUGGAGCGGAAGCUGGCCCACCGAAAGGUCAGCAAAUUCCAGGAGAGCCCCCGAGAGUCCCGGCAGAUGGCCUGGGAACGGCUGGUGGGGGAGAUCGCCUUCCAGCUGGACCGCAGGAUCCUGUCCAGCAUCUUCCCGGAGCGCGUGCGCCUCUACGGCUUCACCGUCUCCAACAUUCCCGAGAAGAUCAUUCAGGCCUCCAUGAGCCCCAGCGACCACAAGCUGGAUGAGGAGCUGUGCCAGACGCUCACGCAGCGCUACGUGAGCAUCAUGAACCGCCUGCAGAGCCUGGGCUACAACGGCCGGGUGCACCCUGCACUGACGGAGCAGCUGGUCAACGCCUACGGCAUCCUGCGAGAGCGGCCGGAGCUGGCGGCCUCCGAGGGAGGCUGCUACACUGUGGACUUCCUGCAGCACGUGCUGGUGGAGACUGUGCAUCCCGGCCUGCUCACGGACGCGCUGCUGCUGCUCUCCUGCCUCAGCCAGCUGGCUCUCGAUGACGGCAAGCCUAUGUUCAUCUGGUGACGCCGCCUCUGCUGGCAAAGCCAUUAAACCUCCCACUGCACUGGUGGUGCUGCCUCACCGGGGCCUCGCCUCACCAGGGCCCCUCGGUCAGCUGGUGCUCGACGGAAAGCCUGUGUUCAUCUGGUGAUGCCACCCCUGCUGGCUGGCCUGCUGGCCCGGGCCCGGGCCAUUAA